GCAGCCGCAGGCAGCCGACGACGAAUCAGAUCGGACUUGGGACGAUCUCAUCCCCGUCCCCCACCCACACACAACCAUUCUUGUUGUUGCUUGCAUGGACAAGGCCCACCUCGGAGUCGGAGGGGGUCUGUUAGCUCUCGACGCGUCGCCGCGGCCCCUUGGCUUCCUCUCCCCCACGGCGUUCCACAGAGCAAGAACAACAGCCAUGGAGGCCGCCGACGACGGAAACGGAACACCCCCGCCAGGCAGCAGGGUCCGUAGGUCCGUCGAGGUGGACUUCUUCUCCGACCAGAAGAUCGCUGCCGAUGCAGCUAACAACAACACCUGCGGCAGGACCACCGUCUCGCCGGGAUCGGGAUCAGGAGCCAGCUGCCUCGCCAUCAAGAAGGAGGAUCUCACCAUUAACCUCCUUCCCGGCACCGGCAGCAACGCCAACGACGACGAGGCGGCCACCCGGCUCCGGCUGCUGGACCAAGACAAGCAGAGCAGGAACACCAACGAGAUGCAGGCGGAGCUUGCGCGCAUGAACGACGAGAACCAGCGGCUCCGCGGGAUGCUGACCCAGGUCACCAGCAGCUACCAGGCGCUCCAGAUGCAUCUCGUGGCGCUCAUGCAGGCGCGGGCCGGCGGCCAGGCCCAGCUGAUGCUGCCUCCUGUGGCCCAGGCGCUGCCGCCGACGACCGACGGCGCGGCUGCUGCUGUCAUGCCAUUGCCGAGACAGUUCCUCGGCCUAGGACCGGCUGCUGCUGCCGAGGAGACGUCCAACUCGUCCACGGAGGUGGGAAGCCCGCGGCGGUCGUCGUCCACCGGCGGCAACAGGCGGGCGGAGCGCGGCGACAGCCCGGACGCGUCAACAAGGCAGCAGCAGGUAGCGCAGCAGCAGCAGGAGGCGAGCAUGAGGAAGGCGCGCGUCUCGGUGCGCGCGCGAUCCGAAGCGCCCAUCAUCGCCGACGGCUGCCAGUGGCGCAAGUACGGGCAGAAGAUGGCCAAGGGCAACCCAUGCCCGCGAGCCUACUACCGCUGCACCAUGGCCAACGGCUGCCCCGUGCGGAAGCAGGUUCAGCGCUGCGCCGACGACCGCUCCAUCCUCAUCACCACCUACGAGGGCACCCACAACCACCCGCUCCCGCCCGCCGCCAUGGCCAUGGCCUCCACCACCUCCGCCGCAGCCUCCAUGCUGCUGUCCGGCUCCAUGCCCAGCGGGGACAUGAUGACCUCCAACUUCCUGGCGCGGGCCGUGCUGCCGUGCUCCUCCAGCAUGGCCACCAUCUCCGCCUCCGCGCCGUUCCCCACCGUCACGCUCGACCUCACACACGGCCCGCCCGCUGCUGCACGACCGCAGCCGCACUUCCAAGUCCCGCUGCCACCGCACCAGCAGGUCCAGCAGCAGCACCACCACCUGCAGGCGGCCGCGCUCUACAACGCCCACCAGUCUUCGUCCAAGUUCUCCGGCCUGCACAUGUCAUCGUCAUCGACAUCGGACAAUAACAACAAUGUUGGCACUAGUAGCAGAGCCGCCGUGGCAGCGGCUGACGCGCCGCCGCACAUGGACACCGUCACUGCGGCGGCGGCCGCCAUCACCGCGGACCCCAACUUCACGGUGGCGCUGGCGGCGGCCAUCACGUCCAUCAUAGGCGGCGGCGGAGGUCAUCCAAUUCCAAUUGCAAUUCAUCAUGGGCAAGGGCAAGGGCAAGAGCAGGGGCAGCAGCAGGCCCCGACGAGUAACAGCAACGCCAACAACAACAACAAUGCGGUGGUGACGAGCAGCAGCAACAACACGGCGACCAGCAACAGCGAGACCCAGUGAACAUAACAUAUAUGCGUACAUACAUAUAUAGGCAUACAUACAACCUGUGCAAGGUCGCCUCAGCUCAGCUUUUUAGCUCAAAUGAUUUCUUAGCUUGCAUUUUUUUUCUUCUGUAACUUGUUUCCCAGAUCAGUGGCACGCUUUUGUUAUUUCUCUGCGGCAAAAUGAAGUUGUAUUGAUUCAUUAUUUUCCUAAGGCUU
Molecule: messenger RNA, 2007 nt
Organism: Sorghum bicolor (sorghum)
Lineage: Eukaryota; Viridiplantae; Streptophyta; Magnoliopsida; Poales; Poaceae
Product: WRKY transcription factor 6
Exons: 5
Coding region: 95-1807 (570 amino acids)
Biological process (GO): regulation of DNA-templated transcription
Molecular function (GO): sequence-specific DNA binding; DNA-binding transcription factor activity
Source: RefSeq, a predicted model, not a curated record